This is a messenger RNA of Labeo rohita (rohu), 4679 nucleotides long. It is a transcript of the gene kcnj1b, whose product is annotated as potassium inwardly rectifying channel subfamily J member 1b. The transcript has 2 exons. Bases 502 to 1647 code for a protein of 381 amino acids. Gene Ontology annotation, biological process: potassium ion import across plasma membrane; regulation of monoatomic ion transmembrane transport. The record is from RefSeq and is a predicted model, not a curated record. NCBI's taxonomy places the organism in Eukaryota, Metazoa, Chordata, Actinopteri, Cypriniformes, Cyprinidae. Gene Ontology annotation, cellular component: plasma membrane. Gene Ontology annotation, molecular function: ATP-activated inward rectifier potassium channel activity.
CAAGAGGGGGUGGGGGGGGGCAAGGAUCAGCGCAACGGGAAAUGUGAUUCAACUAUUUCUUUGUGUUGUUCUUUGCAAAGCCUUCACGUUCCCAUGGGUACAAGCAGCGAGCAGCUCUACAGCUGAAGUUCCUCUUUUCAGAUGGGGUUCCCUGAUUUCUGAGGAGGAUCUGAAGAGGAAUUUGUGUAACUAGAACGUUGACCCUCAAUGCAAACCCAUCCCGUAUGCUAAAAGGGUGUCUCUUUAAUUAGUUUUUUCUGUGGUUUGCGUUGGUUGAUUGGUGAGUGAACACUACAUUUGAUGCAAAGUUAGUUUUGGAACCAUUUUCUAAGCUGUCUUUGCUUUAUAGUGUGUAAACUGUGGCAUGUGCCUGGGAUUAGGACAUUUCAUUGAGGAUUUUAGCAGCACCCCGAUGGUUAUAUGCUCAGAAAGAGAACUUCAUGGCCUGAACUUCAAGUGGCACCUUAUUUGCUGGGACGUUUUCAGUUUUGCAGCUGAAAGAUGUUCCAGUUCAUCCGGAAGCAGAUUCACAAUCACCUUGUGGAGCGAAAAAUUAGGAGAACUCGUCUUGUUACCAAAGACGGCCACUGCAACAUUAAAUUUGGGACUACUGAAUAUCACAACCAUUUUGCUUUCCUUAUGGACUUCUGGACUACAUUUGUGGAGAUUCGCUGGUGUUUUGUAAUUGUUUUAUUUGCCGCCGCCUUCACAGGAAGCUGGUUCAUUUUUGGUUUGCUCUGGUAUUCGCUUGCGAAAAAUAACGGAGACUUAGAUGUUCUCCAGAACUCGUCUGAAUCCCAGCAGUUGAAAUGUAUAGAGAACAUUAACAGUCUCACGACCGCCUUCUUGUACUCUUUAGAGACCCAGACAACUAUUGGCUAUGGGGGUCGGGCUCUCACGGGUCACUGCCCGGGCACGGUCGCCUUGUUGAUCAUCCAGUCCCUCAUGGGCGCAAUCAUAAACUGCUUUAUGUGUGGACUCAUUUUGGCAAAGAUCUCUCUCCCGAACAGAAGAGCAAAAACAGUAACCUUCAGCAAAACAGCGGUCAUUUGUCUUUGGAAGGGGAAUCUGUGCCUGCAGAUACGAGUGGCCAACCUACGAAAAACUCUUCUUAUUGGCAGCCACAUUUAUGGAAAGCUUCUCCGAACCACCAUCACUCCAGAGGGGGAAACUAUCAUACUGGAUCAGGUGAAUAUUGACUUUUUGGUGGAUGCUGGGAAGGACAACCUGUUCUUCGUUUGUCCGCUUACCCUGUAUCACGUGAUAGACAAAUCAAGCCCGUUUUCUGAAAUGGCUGUGGAUACUCUUCAGCAGCAGGACUUUGAGUUGGUGGUCUUCCUGGAUGGAACGGCUGAGUCCACCAGCCUGUCCUGCCAAGUCCGAACUUCCUACCUUCCACGGGAGAUCAAGUGGGGUUACAACUUCCUGCCCGUCAUCUCUCGCACUAAAGGUGGGAAAUACCGUGUCGACCUGUCCAACUUCUCCAAAACGGAGCCAGCGGUGACCCCGCACUGCGCUUGCUGUUUCCACAAUGAGCAUAACAUGGAGCUCAUUCUCCACAGCCACGAACGCGAAGGCAUCGAUAAUCUGGGAUUUGAUGUUAUUGACCUUCAAAACUCUGUUGAUGUAACUGAGAAGAGUGAUUAAGAGUUUGCUGCAGCAGUGACUGAUGUACGCAGUAAACAUCCUGUGAUACAGUGGCAUUUUGUACUGUGAAAGUUGAAAGUGAAAGAAGCCACAUAAAAGGGGAGAGAGAAAGACGAGGACUCGCUAUAGACUGAUAUGUUCCCUGACAGACACAUUGGCUGUGCUCCAAAACCUAGUGAGCUGCCAGUGUAGGCUGACUUUCAAGAAAUCAUAAGCAUUUCUAACACAAAGGUAGCAGUUGUAAAAACAAGACACCUUGAUUUGAGCAAAUUGUAACAUCUGUUGAAAAGAAGAUACACAAGGUGGUGGGUAAAUUGAGAGAAUUUUGUGAUUUGAAGCAGAAUUCUUUGAAUUGAAAGUUCAUUUAUUCAAAAUUUCUUGUAACAUUAUACAUCUUUAUUGUCAUUUUGAUCAUUUUAACGCAUCCUUGCUUAAAUAUAUUAAGUUUUUUUCAAAAAAGUCCUAUUGACCAGUAAUAUAUAUGUUUAUUGGCCGUUCUACAGAACUGGUGUAAUGUUGGAAACACCUUAAAAAUAGGUCUUUUUCUACAGAUUUGGUAUGCAAAUUGCAUAAUAUCCAAGGUACACAUUUCUAGUAAUAGUGCAGUUGAUAGUACUGUAUAUCUAUAUCAGAAUGUUUUGGAGUAUUUGUCCUCUUCCCAAAUUUGUCACUACUGAAACACAGUAAUAUAUAAUAUAAUAAGAAGGGUUAUUUUGACCUGUUAAGAUUUUGUUUACAUCUAUCUUCUAAAUAUAUUUUUGCUAUUUUAUUAAAACGUUUUUAGAGGUAAAUCAAUAACAAUUAAAAAUUGUAACAAUAUUUCAAGUGUAAUUUCUGAGAUUUGUUGUAUUUUGAAUCCAGUCAUUCUUUGUCAAACACAAAAAAGUUGAUCAUACUGAUUUCAAACUUAAGGAUUCAUUAGUCUGAAUAUACAUUAAACCAAAAACUGUCAUAACAUCUUAGCUGAUAAUUCAAUUUACUGUAUUUUUGGAUUCUAAAAACACUGCUAAAACAUACUCCAAUACUACAAAUUUGCAUAACUGUGCAAAAUGUUUGUUUAUUUCCCCCAAAUAACAGAUUAUGUGUUCCCUUUUGUCACUAACGAAACCAUGAUGACAUAUUUUGGUCGUGACUGUUACGGUAGUGGCAUAGAUGCUAAUCAGCACAUGGUUAGCUAGCAGAGUUCUGAACAGAUGUACACACAUAAAAACUAAAUUUUAUAAAAUGACACCCCAAAAACAAUGAUGUCACUACCAAAACUUCACCAAAUGUUUCGGUCAUGACUUUCAGUAGUGACCAUUGUAGGUACUUUUGAUCCUAGCUCAAAGAUGCUAAUCAGCAUGUGGUUAGCUAGCAAAAUUCUGAACAGAUGUACACACAUAAAAACAAAAUUUUAUGGAAUAACACCCAAAAAAAAUGUCACUACCGAAACUUCACCAAAUGUUUCGGUCAUGACUUUCAGUAGUGACAAUUUUAGGUACUUCUGAACCGAGCUUUAAGAUGCUAAUAAAAAAGUUUCAUAGUUUACAAAGAUUUUUAAAAACAACAAUGGAAUAAAAUGCAACAAUUAUUUCAAUAUUAUUUUUCAAGUUUAAAUUUAGCAGUUAGCGUUCGGGACAUAUUUUAUAUAUAUGUAUUUUUAUAUACAGUAGUCAACAUUUGAAGUGGAUCAUUUUAGAUUUGAAUACUUAAAUCUAAGAUCAUCUAAGAUUUGAAUACUUAAAUUAUUUUUAAAUGUGUUUUUUGGUUAUGGGACAGCAGUUUGCACCAGUUCUGUAGAAUGGCCCAUAUAUAUGCAUUCAUUAUUAAAGUCUGUGCAUGAUGCACAGACUUUGUGGCUAUAAAUACAGUUGACACGGAGGCCCCACCUACCUAUGGGUGAAAACAAACCCCAGUUACCAUAGUGACCCAUUCGGCUCUUAGGGGAAAAUGAAGACAAGUGCUGUAGACGUGCACAUUUUUAAAUGUGUGAUUGCACAUGCAUCUCACAUCCUGUCAAUGAAUUGCUUUUAAUCACAACAGUCUUCUUUUACAACAUUUUAUUCAGUUGAAAAAUAUCUGGUUUUCCUCCCUUCAUUAGAGCCGCACGAAACCACAAACACAUUUGUCUAAAUUAUGUACUUAUAGCCAAAUCUAUUGGGGUUUUUUUUGUUUUUCGCACACUAAACCAGUGUAUAACUCUAAAACCCCCAGAGAGCAUUUCAAACCAUCACUUAUAAGGUUCCUUUUGUUAGAAUCUUACCUUAGAAUGCAAAUGCCGUUGUAGACAUAAAGGCAGCUAGGCACUACGUUUUUGGAAGACUGCUCAUAUUUGCAUAUCUGCGUAAAAUAUUAGGUUUUUGUUCUGUUUCAUAAAGAUCUAACUUCUAACAGAAUCACUGGAGAACAGUUUGGGGAGCUCCAUUAGAAUAAGCACACACUGACAUGAGACACCUGCUCAGUGUUCAUUGAAGGAUAAGAGCACGAGCCAAAUUAGAUUAAGGAGAAGCAUAGGAGCAAUGGAACCCAGUUCCCCCCCUGGCCCGACAUAUGUUACUAAAUAAUUCAUAUGAUAAUAUUAUUAAUGCAUUAAAAUAAUUUAGGACUAGACAGAGUCCUUCAUGUCACAAACAUUAUAAGCAAUUUCAUGCACCUUUCGAGAGUAGAUGCGAUCUGAGAAUGAAUGUGUUUUCUUUCUUUUUUUUUUUUUGUUCUAAUUGCCUUGUAAACAUUUUGCUAUGCAGAUUAAAAAGGACUGACCUAUAAAAGACUCAUUCACUCUGAACUGAGUGGCUCUUAGAAGGUCAUAACAUUUUAGAGGGUUCGGAAAGGUUCAAUUCUGCAUGAAUGUCAUACAUUUUUAUCUUUAUUCACUAAUAGGUGAGUAAUAAUUUCAACAUUGCGUAAACAGUAAAGCUUUUUUUAAUUAAAUGUUGAAGUCUUUUAUUCUGGCAAUGUCCAUGAAAUUGGGGUUUUCAGAAGAGUUAUAUUUCUGUCUUCCAGCGUUAUGAAAAGCUGACCUACACUCUCGGUGACCUAGUAGUUGAAUUAAG